Rhododendron vialii is the source of this 2467-nucleotide messenger RNA. RefSeq names its product BRASSINOSTEROID INSENSITIVE 1-associated receptor kinase 1-like. The record is from RefSeq and is a predicted model, not a curated record. The transcript has 11 exons. Gene Ontology annotation, biological process: protein phosphorylation. Lineage: Eukaryota; Viridiplantae; Streptophyta; Magnoliopsida; Ericales; Ericaceae. Gene Ontology annotation, molecular function: protein kinase activity; ATP binding; protein binding. The coding region runs from base 288 to 2147 and encodes 619 amino acids.
AAUUUAUUCCACUUUAGACUACCAGUGGAGAGAGAGAGAGAAACAGAACCUUUGACUACCCCCAUUUCAACUCUCUCUCUCUCUCUCUCUCUCUCUCUCUCUCCCCUCUGGUCGGCUUCUGACCUUCACGAAGCCCGACGACUACGUCCAGCCCGAGUAAUAACUCAGCUCACUUCCUCUCCGACGGCUUAAUCCGUUAGGAAUACGCGGAUUUGACUGUCCUUGCGUCGAAGACUUCGAUUCGGAGCGAAGACUUGAAUGAGGAACCUAGGUUUCUAGCUGAGGCGAUGGAUCGGGCGGCGUGGGCGAUCUCGCUCUGCUUUGUUCUGGUGGUUUCUCUGUUACUAGGGGCGCACGGUAACUCGGAAGGUGAUGCUUUGAAUGCACUGAAGACUAACUUGGCUGAUCCUAAUAACGUUCUGCAAAGUUGGGAUCCUACACUUGUCAAUCCCUGUACUUGGUUUCACGUCACGUGCAACAGUGAUAACAGCGUAACAAGAGUUGAUCUUGGAAAUGCUAACUUAUCUGGUCAACUGGUUCCACAACUCGGGCAGCUUCCAAAUUUGCAGUACUUGGAACUUUACAGUAACAACAUAAGUGGGAGAGUUCCCAACGAGCUUGGGAACUUGACAAAUUUGGUGAGUUUGGAUCUUUACUUGAACGUUUUGAGCGGUCCCAUUCCAGACACACUGGGCAACCUUCAGAGAUUACGUUUCCUGCGGCUUAACAACAACACUCUGUCGGGAACAAUUCCUAUGAUAUUGACUACUAUCGAAUCCCUUCAAGUCCUUGAUCUAUCGAAUAAUCGGUUAACAGGAGACAUCCCAAUUAAUGGCUCCUUUUCGCUUUUUACUCCCAUUAGUUUUCAAAAUAAUCUGUUGAUAACUCCUCCAGCUGCUCCUCCUCCUCCUGUUUCGCAAACACCCCCUUCUCCUUCUCCAGUAGGCAGUGGUACCACUGGAGCCAUUGCUGGAGGAGUUGCUGCUGGUGCUGCCCUGUUGUUUGCUGCCCCUGCAAUCGCACUUGCUAUGUGGAGACGAAGAAAACCACAGGAUCAUUUCUUUGAUGUACCUGCCGAAGAGGACCCAGAAGUUCAUCUAGGACAGCUCAAGCGGUUUUCUUUGCGUGAACUACAAGUUGCAACCGAUAAUUUUAGCAACAAAAAUAUUUUAGGGAGAGGUGGAUUUGGUAAGGUCUACAAAGGACGCUUGGCUGAUGGCUCUCUCGUGGCAGUGAAAAGACUAAAAGAGGAGCGUACUCAGGGUGGGGAGCUGCAGUUCCAAACAGAAGUGGAAAUGAUCAGUAUGGCUGUCCAUCGAAAUCUACUCCGUUUACGUGGAUUUUGCAUGACACCAACUGAACGGUUGCUUGUCUAUCCGUAUAUGGCCAAUGGCAGUGUUGCAUCGUGUUUAAGAGAGCGAUCUGAAACGCAGCCCCCGCUUGAUUGGCCAAUAAGGAAGCGAAUUGCUUUGGGAUCCGCUAGAGGUCUUGCAUAUUUGCAUGAUCACUGUGACCCGAAGAUUAUUCACCGUGAUGUCAAAGCUGCAAAUAUAUUGUUGGAUGAGGAAUUCGAAGCAGUUGUUGGAGACUUUGGCUUGGCUAAACUAAUGGAUUACAAGGAUACUCAUGUUACCACUGCUGUACGUGGGACCAUUGGGCACAUUGCUCCUGAGUACCUCUCAACUGGAAAGUCCUCUGAGAAAACUGAUGUUUUUGGUUAUGGGGUCAUGCUUCUGGAGCUCAUCACAGGACAGAGGGCAUUUGAUCUUGCUAGACUUGCCAAUGACGAUGAUGUCAUGUUGCUUGAUUGGGUAAAAGGACUUUUGAAAGAGAAGAAGUUGGAAACACUGGUUGACGCAGAUCUGCAGGGUAAUUACAUUGACGAAGAAGUGGAGCAACUCAUUCAGGUGGCCUUACUCUGCACACAGGGCACCGCAAUGGAACGUCCCAAGAUGUCUGAAGUUGUCAGAAUGCUUGAAGGCGAUGGAUUAGCUGAGAAGUGGGAAGAAUGGCAGAAGGAAGAGAUUUUCCGCCAAGAAUUCAACCAUACCCACCACCAAAAUGAUGAAUGGAUAAUUACUGAUGGAAAUGCCCUUCCUGAUUCCACUCCCAAUCUCCGCCCAGAAGAAUUAUCCGGUCCGAGAUGAUCUUCAGUGGUUUUAAACGACCACUCUUAUUCAAAUGUGGUAUUUAUCGGUUUUGUGCAUAUGCUUUUCUUCUUUUUUGCAUCCAUUUUUCCAAAGCCCAGCGUAUAUGUCGGGAGUUUUUAGGUUGCUGUAAUGUUUAUAAGGUCACCGCGUGGCAUGAUGAAAUUUCCAGGUGCAGGAAAAAUCAUGUCUGGUCAUGCCGUAGUGCCAGUACACAUUAUUUUAAUGCUUCGGAAUAGUAUAGGUUGUGUACACGAAUAAAAUGCAUUUUUUUUUUAAUCUCAGUGAAUAACACUUGUUUGCAUCGACCUACAAUAAAA